GCAUUCGUCACCACACCAAAACAAUACCCUGGCCGUUUUCUUUAGGUCAUGGCUCCACCAACCACACCUCCUUUGCAGUCACAACAGCGCAAUCUACCCGCUGGCAGACACGACCAGCCUAUCAGCAGCCCUAGUGAUGCCACUGGUGCGUCUUGCGGCCCCUACCCCGGCAAAAAAUUUGUACACGUCGGCACCAAUUCGACAAGGCAGCUCACCAAUGGGAAUAGUCCCGAGUGAGGGGCCGCUGUCGCUGUGCUGCGUUGGGGCGUGCUGACCGCGUUAUGACGAGUUGCCAGACCACCACAAAAGAGAAAAUAAAACGCGCAUGUUCCCCCGGCGCCUGUGGCAUGGUGUUGAAUUUUGGUUUUGAUUUUGGAAAUAUUCGAAUCUUCACAGGAUACUCAGUCCUAUUACUUACAACUGUCACAAACACCAACCAAAACUUGAACCACAACAGGCGACAACCUGUUUUGGUAUUCCUGCAUACUCUGCCUCCAUUUAUCCCUCUGUAACUUUUUACCUCGGUUAAAAGUUACCUUGCUGUCCACGCAGCGCUUCUCAAACGUUCCCUACGCUGCGCUCCGGGAUCAGGUCUUCCCUCUUUACUGUGUGAUAGCUAUCCUCCUCAUUAGCUAUUCCACCACUCCCUUCCCCAAACCACCUUUGGAUAUAAUGACUGCCGCUGUCAUGUCUAUCCACCAGUCCAAGAUGCCGGGCUAUGAUAAGAACAAUGCCAUCAACCUUGAUGAGAUGCAUUCGCUUACUAGGUACUGUUUCUCCAUUACGUCACCUGUUCCGGAUUGUUUUUUCUUAUUCUUUCUCUUUUUUCUUUGUCGUCGUUGUGUUCUUUCUCCGUUUCUACGCACUGUCGUCAUAUCUUCAGUUGAAGAUUUUUGUUUUUCAUUUUUCAGCCCGGAAGCCCAGGACAAUAUGCCAUUGGAUCGAUGCUCUUCAAAUCCCGGAAUUUGAAUGAACGGAAAUCUCGCUCCAACCGGACGAGAUUACACAUGAAGUGCAAAUAAAGUCAUUGCAAGAUUGUGAAAAUUUCUCGACCUUUAAAAGUCGAGCGGUUAAGUACUAUUCGCCCAUAUCUGCCCGGAAGCCACUGGAUGUCUCGUUUUGAAUCGCUUGUGGAAAAAAGAAAUUGCCGGAUAUUCCAUUUUACUGGAUUAUAUGCGGAAAUCCCAAAACCGGACUGAUAUAUGUUUCAUUUUUAUUUUCAAGCAUCGAACUGAAUGGACCACAAUCUUGUUGCCGAGCCGGCACGGAUACUUGGACGGAUGAUCUCACGAUCUCCCGCUGAAGUGCAUUUGAGAUAUCAAAGCAUGUCAUAAUCAGCUUUUCGCAGGUAAUGAAUGAACAAGACUCAUAUUGCAUUUGUCUUUUUCAAAUGCUCUCUGUUUUCCCUCUGGACUAUUUUGCGAACCUGGAUCUCAACUGGACACGACCCUGCCUGCGCUGGUACCUAUUGCAACCUACUGGAACCCGGACCUGAUUUCUGUGUAUUACAACCUUAUACUAGUCACAAGAUUAGCCAAUACUGCCAACAAUCUCUCUGGAUUUAGCCAAUGGCCAUCUCAUUCCUGGAUCUCGAUGCAACAUAAACUCCCCAAUUUCAUCACUCCUACUCCACAUGGUCAACAUUUCAUUCUAAUUAGCCCUUCUCUGGUGUAUUCCACUCCCACUUCACUUCUAUUUUCACUAUUGUCACUUCUUUUCGUUUUUGAUGAAUCAAGUUUGGGCAUCACCGCUAUGAGUGGCGAUGCCUGCGUAAUAUGGCAUGGUUCAAAGUUGAUACCAUGUUCUGCUUUUGCAUAGUUUCGGGAUCCUCUGGUGUAUGAAUACUAACAAUGAUUCAGCGACAGCAGCUAUUCUCAACUUCCAGUGCCGCUGGGUACUGCUUCUGUCUACAGCUUAAGCAACUCAGAUCCCACAUCUGACUUGAGCAAUGGGACCUGGAGCGUGGCCAUUGAUGGGAUGAACUUUCUCCCACAUUUCCCUGACCCUUCCUUGCAACCGUCUGGACCCACCGAGGAUUUUAACUUCACAUCUGGACAAACUACCCCCAAAGGCUCCAGAAACCAGAAUAAUGACUACAUGGACUCGUCUUGGGCUACGUUGCGUGCAGUGACACCAAAGGGGCAGAGCAUGAUGCGAGUUGACUCGUCUGCCUCUGCCUGCUCCUCUGCAUCCCAAGUUUCCUCCAUGGGCGUGCUUUCAAAUGAUGGUUCUGGCUUCCAUGCCUUUCAAGCCCCUUCUACAAACCCAGUUUCUGCUGCAACCAGCGACCCAUCUCCAUUGGCAUGGGAUGGCUAUGAAGAUGAUGGACUAGGUGGCGCCUUUAAAAUUGACUUAGGGGAGCUUGAUGGCAUUGACAUCACAUCUACUGAGGCAGCGCUUGGCCAGACGCUGCACGCCCACUCGUCCCCAAGUUCAUGGGGAGAUUUUGAGAGUUCCAUCUCCAGAACUUCUUCCCCUGCUACUGUCGACGAGGCAUGGAUGAAGGGUGCCUUUGCUGCUACGUCUCCUCAGACCACCUUGAACUUGCACAAUGAAUUAUCGCCGUCUUUGAAGUUGGCAGAUCCUGUUGACCUCACAGCAUCGUUAAUAGCCCGCCCAAGCACGGACGGGGAUUCACCACGGGAUGAUGUGCGCUAUAAGAAUGCCGUUCGGGGUGCAGAUGGUUUAUUCCACUGCCCUUGGGAGGGAACUCCUGAAUGCAACCACAAGCCAGAGAAGCUCAAGUGUAACUACGACAAAUUCCUUGAUUCUCACUUGAAACCGUACCGAUGCAAGGUGCCUACUUGCAACGGUGCUCAAUUUUCGUCGACUGCUUGCCGAUUGCGUCACGAAAGAGAGGCCCAUGGCUUACAUGGGCAUGGCAAUAAGCCAUUUCCAUGCACCUAUGAGGGUUGUGAAAGAUCACAGCCUGGCAAUGGAUUUCCACGUCUCUGGAACCUCCGAGAUCAUAUGAAACGCGUGCAUAAUGACAAGACCGAUGAUCUCGGCCAAGAUUUGUCCCCGACGUCGGGGUCUGCAAAGGGCCGCAAAAGAAAGUCGGAUGCGCAAGACUCUGCGAUGGGCAGCCGCAAAGCUGCCCAAAGUAUGCCACCGCCAAAGCUUCCCGCAGAUCCCACAAGGCCCCUGCUCCAGCGAUGGGAAAGUCAUUAUAAGGCGAUGCAAGGUCUUCUAGAAGACAUUGCAACCCCUGGUGAUGGCAAAGCUAUGAAGCAGAUUUUUGAAAUGCAAAGACGCUCAUCAGAAAUGGCCAAAAUCAAUGCUGAAUUAGCAAACUUGACAAGGGCAAAAACUCAGAACACAUCUGGAUGAAUGCCAUUGCUCACAUGCAAAGACAAUGUCUUCGUCAAAUGAACUUGGAAGUAUGACAGGGUUGGAGCCAGCGCAGACGCAAUACUUUUAGCUCACUGCCGUAUGUCUAUGGAACUGCACUGCGUAGUGGACCACACUUCUACAUUUGCAUUGUCUAUUCAAUGUACGUGCAUUGGAUUCAGAAGGAUGCGACUAAAAGGGCACACCUCUCAGUAUCUAAUACCGAGAGGCAUUCCUUGCUUCGUCUUUGACAAAGUGUCCGCUCAAUCAACUGGGCUGGGCUUUGUGAAGGGACUAGAAACUAGUACUUGGUAUCAAAGGGUGCUUCGGAGGGAACAGUAUGCGAUACGCAGUUCAACUACAGCUUUGUAGUAACAGCCGAACCAGCGGCUGUCAUUUGUAUUUAUUUUCAAACGGGACGGGUUUCUUUUUUCUUGAUCGAAAUUUUCUGUAGCUAGCGAAAACAGCAAUUUGAACUUUAUCCUUUUUACAAAGAUUCUGCCUCCUUCCCUGAACCAGCUAAUGUGUGAUGCGAGACAA
Molecule: messenger RNA, 3870 nt
Organism: [Torrubiella] hemipterigena
Lineage: Eukaryota; Fungi; Ascomycota; Sordariomycetes; Hypocreales; Clavicipitaceae
Source: the annotation of a GenBank genome assembly